Colletotrichum lupini is the source of this 12339-nucleotide messenger RNA. Its product is annotated as beta-ketoacyl synthase domain-containing protein. Gene Ontology annotation, biological process: fatty acid biosynthetic process; secondary metabolite biosynthetic process. Bases 1 to 12339 code for a protein of 4112 amino acids. The record is from RefSeq and is a predicted model, not a curated record. The transcript is spliced from 6 exons. Gene Ontology annotation, molecular function: fatty acid synthase activity; phosphopantetheine binding; 3-oxoacyl-[acyl-carrier-protein] synthase activity. NCBI's taxonomy places the organism in Eukaryota, Fungi, Ascomycota, Sordariomycetes, Glomerellales, Glomerellaceae.
AUGGCGAACAACUUGGAGCCUAUAGCCAUCAUAGGAUCUGGCUGUCGCUUUCCGGGAUCAAGUUCUACGCCUUCCAAGCUAUGGCAGCUGCUCAGCCAGCCAAGAGACGUUGCGCGUCAGAUCCCCCCCGAGAGAUUCAACGUCAACAGCUUCUACCAUUCCGACGCGGCUCAUCAUGGCACGAGCAACGUCAAGGUCUCUUACUUCCUUGAUCAGGAUGUGACCAAGUUCGACGCCCCUUUCUUCAAUGUGAAACCAAUGGAAGCCAAGACCAUGGAUCCGCAACACCGCCUCCUCCUCGAGACUGUCUACGAGGCAGUCGAGGCUGCUGGUCUCGAUAUCGCCAGACUUAAGGGGACGAAUACGGCGGUUUACUGUGGCGUCAUGUGCGGUGAUUACGAGAACCAACUCCUUAGGGACAUAGACAACCUCGCACGAUACCACGCAACCGGCAUUGGUCGAAGUUUGAUGUCCAAUCGAAUUUCCUACUUCUUCGACUGGAAGGGUCCGUCCAUCACUCUCGAUACAGCCUGUUCCUCUAGUCUUGUUGCUGUGCACGAGGCUGUUCAAGUCCUGAGAAGUGGGCGGUCCAACGUUGCUGUUGCGGCGGGGUCGAACUUGCUCUUAGGACCCGAGAACUACAUCGCCGAGAGUAACCUCAACAUGCUUUCUCCCGAUGGCCGAAGCCGUAUGUGGGAUGUGGAUGCCAAUGGUUACGCCCGUGGAGAAGGCGUGGCGGCCGUCGUCUUGAAGACGCUUAGCCAGGCUCUUGCCGACGGCGACCCUAUCGAAUGUAUCGUGCGGAACACUGGGAUCAACCAGGAUGGCAGGACGUCUGGCAUUACGAUGCCUAGUCCGACAUCGCAGACCGAACUCAUCCGGAGCACCUACCGUGAGAUUGAUCUGGACCCUUUGACUUCACGGCCCCAAUAUUUCGAGGCCCAUGGAACCGGAACCCCAGCUGGUGACCCAGUUGAGGCCAAAGCUAUUCAUGAUGCUUUCUUUGGUGGCGAGACUCUUUCUCACGAUAGCGAGAAGCUGUUUGUUGGAUCUAUCAAGACAGUUAUUGGUCACACCGAAGGUACUGCUGGUCUUGCUGCUCUUUUAAAAGCUUCGUUGUGUCUUCAGGCCGGGAAAAUUGCCCCGAAUUUACUGUUCAACAACUUGGCACCCAGCGUCCAGCCUUACUAUGGUCACCUCGAAAUCCCAACAGCUUUGUCAGAAUGGCCCGCUUUGCGUCCUGGGGAGCCCAGGAGAGCUAGUGUCAACAGUUUUGGGUUCGGCGGUGCCAACGCCCAUGCCAUUCUCGAGGUCUAUGAGCCCAAUGAAUCAUCAGUGUUGGAACGGAAGAAGGUUGCGGUCGAUGUGGACAACAUCGCGCAACCUAUUGUGCUUUCAGCUGCGUCCCAAUCGUCACUUCGAUCGUUAGCAUCUUCAUAUCUUCAAUACUUGGCCGACAAGCCUUCAACCGACAUCCCUAACCUUGCUUGGACUCUUGCCUCCCGCCGGACAACCCACGCAUUCAGAAUCACUUACGCGGCCGCCAAUGCAGACGAGUUGGCCAAGGAAAUCAGCAAGUCGCUCGAGGCAGAGAAGUUCGGCGUGGAGGCGCGCAUAAGAGACUCCGAUGGUGCCCCUCUCAGAGUGCUUGGUGUAUUUACCGGCCAAGGGGCGCAAUGGGCUGGAAUGGGUCGUGAACUGGUAACUAGGUCGCCCCUCUGCAGCCAGAUCGUUGACUCUUUGGACCGACAUCUCACGCGACUCCCUGCUUUCGAUCGCCCCUCCUGGACCCUUCGGCAGGAGCUUCUGGUGGAUGAGCAAGCAUCACGCAUUUCGCAAGCUGCUUUAUCGCAGCCGCUGUGCGCUGCUAUCCAAAUCAUGCUCGUCGAAGUCCUCAAAACCGCCGGAUUGGAGUUUUCCGCCGUCGUCGGCCAUUCAUCCGGCGAAAUUGGAGCCGCGUACGCAAGUGGUGUUGUCUCUGCACAAGAUGCCAUCACGAUUGCGUACUACCGCGGCCUCCACAGCAAGCAUGCCCAGGGCCGAAAUGCCGCAAGGGGCUCGAUGCUUGCUGUUUCGAACUCGUUGCGAGAGGCACAAGAGCUCAUCGCCGGCUACGACGGGCGAAUCUCAAUUGCUGCGUCUAACUCGGACUCCAGUGUCACGCUUUCAGGUGACGAGGAGGCUAUCAAUGAUAUCAAAAGUCGACUAGAAGGCGAGAAGUGUUUCGCUCGCCUUCUCAAAGUCGACAAGGCCUAUCACUCGUAUCACAUGGAGCCCUGUGCUGAACCCUAUGGGUCUGCUUUGGCUAAGAACACAUCUACAACUGUCGGUAAGGCCAAGUGUCCCUGGUAUUCUAGCGUUCAUGCCGGCGAGCUGGGGCCUGACGCAAUUUCAAAGAGAGGCACGGGGCAAUACUGGGUCGAUAACAUGGUGCAGACUGUCCUCUUCUCUCAGGCUGUGCGGGCAGCUGCUCACGAAAGCGGUCCCUUUGACCUCGUUAUGGAGGUCGGUCCUCAUCCGGCUCUGAAGGCCCCGGCGCUCCAGAUUCUGGGGAAAAGUGCAGGCGCAUACUUAGGAACCCUUAGCAGAGGAAAUGAUGCUAUCGCUGCGCUUUCCUGCAGUUUAGGGAGCGCGUGGUCGCACUUGGGCCCUCUGGUGAACCUCGCCGACUACAUUGAAUCUACGAUGACCGGCGAUAAGAAACCCACGGUGUCUACGGGACUUCCGACGUACGCUUGGGAUCACGAGGCAUCUUAUUGGCAUGAGUCUAGGCGCUCACGCUUGCUUCGUCUUUCGGGGGGAUCUCACCACGAGCUUUUGGGCCGACUGUGCCCGGAAGUAACGGCAAGACAGAUCAGCUGGCGCAACUUCCUAGAUCCCAAGGAAAUUCAUUGGCUAGACGGACACCAGCUUCAAGGUCAGAGUGUCUUGCCUGCCGCUGGCUACGUUGUCAUGGCCAUUGAAGCGUCUCGCACCAUCGCUCAACGACGAGGAAAGCAGCUUCGUCUCGUCGAAGUGGAAGAUAUAACCAUCCGCCAAGCCGUGACUGUGGGCGAAAACGGUGAUGUCGAGACGCUGCUCUCCUUGACGGAGUUGGAGGUGGAUGACCGGAGUAUGAGCGCCGUCUUUUCUCUCUUUACUAGUUCUGGCAAUCAGAGUGAUUCAAUGGCUCUAGUGGCGGAUGGACGGGUCAAAGCCACGCUCAAGGAGGAGGAUGAAGAAGAUGGCAGCAUCCGGCUCCUCUGUCCUAGUGUGGAUCAUGAUGGCAAGUUACUGACACGUCUUGACGCGUCAGAGUUCUACGAGUACCUUGAUUCAUUGGGUUAUGGAUACUCUGGCCCGUUCCGUAUUCUCUCAGACAUUGAGAGGUGCUUGGACUCUGCCCGAAGCACGCUGGUGGCCGACGAUUCCGACAAGACGUAUAUCGUCCAUCCCGCCGUGCUUGACUGCGCGUUCCAGACCGCAAUCCUGGCAUUCAGCGCCCCCUAUGACGGUGGAUUAUGGUCUCUUCAUGUACCAACCUCGAUCAAGAGGGUUGUUGUUGACGCGCAGUUGGCGAAGGAAGCCUCAAGAAUCGAUGUCACGGCCGAGCUCGAUAAGGAAGACAAAGCUCCAAUUUGUGGUGAUCUCGACCUUUGCUCAACCGGCGAAGCCAUUGUUCAGGUUGAGAGAAUUCGCUGUGUACCAUUUGCCCGGGCUACCGAGGUGGAAGACACCUUGCUUUUCUCCGAGACAGUCUGGGAUGUCGAGAAGCCGGAUGUCGCCAAGGUUGUGUACGACGGCCAACCGACGGAAUACGAACACGAACUGGCUGUUGUGGCUGAACGCGCCUGUUACUAUUACCUGCGGCUUCUGGACCACGAGAUUCCACGAGACCAUCCGGCGCGAACUGAAGGGCCUUAUGUUGGGAUGUUCGAAUACACCCGGUAUAUUCUCGACAGGGUCGCCGCCGAUGACCAUCUAUAUGUCAAGAAGGAAUGGGACUCCGACUCCUGGGAAGAUAUUGAGAGAAUAUGUAAGCCGUACAAGGACACAGUAGACAUCCGUAUGGUACAUGCUGCAGGUCAAAACUUCCGCAACGUUGUUUGGGGCAAGACGACAAUGCUAGAGCACAUGCGCAAGGACGGUCUCCUUGAUCGGUACUACGAAAAGGCUCUUGCCUUUCCCCAGUACAACAAGUACGCUGGCCGUGCUGUUGCGCAGUUGAGUCAUCGGUUUCCGAACAUGAACAUACUUGAAGUUGGUGCUGGUACUGGUAGUGCUACGAAGACUAUCCUGAAGGAUCUCAAGGGGGCGUACAGUUCUUACACCUUCACCGACAUCUCUUCGGGCUUUUUCCCCACGGCCGUAGAAGUUUUCACCGACGAACUCGACAAGUUAAUCUUCAAAACCCUCGACAUCGGACAAUCUGGAAAGGAUCAAGGCUUCACCGAACAGUCAUACGAUCUCAUCGUGGCUUCUUUCGUCCUUCACGCCACCGAGAAGCUCGAGCAGACGAUGCGCAACGCCCGUCGUCUGUUGAAACCGGGCGGUUACAUCAUGAUGCUCGAGGUCACUGACAACGAGCCCAUCCGCGAGGGUUCUGUCUUUGGCUGCCUGCCCGGCUGGUGGCUCGGUCGCGAUGACGGGCGUGUCUACUCGCCCUGUAUCAACGUCGUUGAGUGGGAUCAGCUGCUGCGGAAGACGGGUUUCGGAGGUGUUGACGCCGUCACCCCUGAGCUCGACCCACUUGCCCACCCGGUCUCUCUCAUCGUGUCUCAGGCCGUCGAUGACCGCGUCCAGUGUCUCCGCGAGCCUCUCACAGCUCCUUCAACCCUUCGCGACCCCUUGUGCAGCUGUGAUCUAUUGAUCGUCGGAGGCAAGAGCCUGGCUGUCGUUAGACUCGCGAGGUCCAUCUCCGACGCCAUGAAAGGCCGCUGUCGUCGGACAACCAUUGCGAAGUCGCUGGAGACCGUCUCUCCCGACAGUCUCGGCCCCCAGACAGUUGUUCUGAGUCUCGUUGACCUUGAGAACCCAGUAUUCAGUGACCUCACCGAGGGACGCUGGAACUUUCUCAAACGGAUAUUUGAGGAGUGCAAAAAGGUCCUCUGGGUCACGCAGGGUCGUCUGGCCGAGAAUCCUCAUGCCAACAUCUCCCUUGGCUUCGGUCGUACUCAGCUGCUCGAAGCGAUCGGUUUGACCUGUCAGUUCGUCGAUUUGGACAGCGUCCAGUCGUCAAAUGCGACCCUACUGAGCGAGUUGCUGUGCCGGUUGGCUUAUUUCGCGCAAUGGACUGCAGACGGUAUCGCAAAUGAUAGCAACUUGCUGUGGACGAUGGAGCAAGAAGUUAUCUUCAAAGAUGGUGCAAUCCUGUUGCCACGUCUCAAGCGCAGCCCUCGGCUCAAUAACCGUUACAACUCCAGCCGACGCCCAAUAUCAAUAGACGUGCCUGCAUCCAAGGUUACUUUGGGGACCCAAGACGGGUGUUCAAUUGGGUUUUCUGAGGCGGCAACUGACCCUGUACAACCCGUCGAGUUGACCGCCAACGCCUCGGAGGAUGAGGAAGAAUACGUUGAGCUGUGCGUCGACUUCUCGAUUGCGACGCCUCUCAAGCUUGCACCAGAUUUUGCAUCUCUGUUUGUCGCGUCUGGUCACAUUCAAGAUCAGCCGACAUCCACAAUAACGACUCUGUCGCCGGUACUGGCGUCAAACCUGCGACAACCUCGCUCGCUGGUGAUUCCCUUCAGCCCCUUAUCCAAUUCGGCUGAUGACCUUAGGGCUGUGGCCUGUGGUCUGGUCGCGACAACCGUCCUUGGUCCCUUGAAGAGUGGACAGUCGCUCUUGGUUUACCACGCAGACGCAACGCAGGCCGAUAUCCUGUCUUUCUACGCCAAACAGAAGUCAGUCACGGUUACCUUUGCAGCACCCCAAGGUCUCGCAGCACUUCCCGUUGACUGCAUAGAAAUCCCUCAACAUGCCACCUCGAGAGCAGUACGUCGACUACUUCCCGAGAGUGUCCAUUUUUUUGUCGAUCUAUCGCACAAGUUCGAGUCCGAUGCCCUUCUCGAGCAACUCCUCCGCUUGCUUGGGAAGCGCGCAACCAUUAUUCCAUCGCCUUUUCGCUUCGUUUCCGGCGGCGAACAGCCAGCAGUCUCCUUGAAGAUGACUACUCAGCAAUCCAAUCAUCUAGGCACGUUAUUGCGCGCCGGUCUGGUGCACUCGUCUGCAGCAUCAAAGACCUCGCGAUCUGCGGAGAAGCCUGUAGUUUCGUUGAGAUCGUUGCAAACGCACGGAGGGUCGCCCCUCGACCAGCCACUGAGCGUCUUGGACUGGAGGCCAGGAGAAGACUGCUAUCUGCAGGUACCUGUGCUACCGGCAGAUAGUCGUCUGCAGUUCCGCGGUGACAAAACAUACUGGCUCCAAGGUCUGUCAGGAUCCUUGGGACUCUCCCUUUGCCAUUGGAUGAUCACGAAGGGCGCAAAGCACAUUGUACUGUCCAGCAGAAACCCCAAAAUCGACGAGAAAUGGCUCCAGAGAAUGAAGAGGCUCGGGGCAGUUGUUGUUGUCUUCUCAUGCGAUAUCACUUCGAAAGCUUCAGUCAAAGAUGUCUACAACCAAAUCCGCUCCGACAUGCCACCCAUCGCCGGCGUGACCCAAGGAGCCAUGGUGUUGGAUGACGGUGUGAUCCAAAACAUGACGUACGACAACGUCAUGGGUACCCUACGCCCCAAGGUGGAUGGCAGCAUUCAUCUCGAGGAGGUGCUUCUCGAUACUCCUCUCGACUUCUUCAUCUUCUUCUCGUCUGGCGCCUUCGUCACCGGCCGUAUGGGCCAGGCGAACUACACGGCCGCUAAUGCCUUCAUGGUCAGCGUGGCGAGGCGACGACGCAGAAAGGGUCUCGCGGGCUCGGUGCUGCACCUCGGUCCCGUCGUGGGCGUCGGUUAUGUCGAGCGCAUCGACCGGCAGGCCGUCCGAGACGGACUGAUCAAGACGGGGUACAACUUCAUGUCCGAGUCCGACUUCCACGUUGCCUUUUCCGAGGCAGUCUUAGCCAGUCCGGCAGGCUCUGAUAACGACAUCGAGGUUACAACGUGUGUGCGCUCGUUCUCCAAAGAUGAUGUCGAGAAGCCCGUAUGGUGUGAUAACCCCCGUAUGAGCCAUCUGGGCGUCCAGAGAGCAACUGCAUCUCAAGCUACGGAUGCGAAGUCGGACGCUUCGGUGAAGUCGCAGCUUCUCGAAUGUACUUCCAACGCGAGUGCGCAUCGGGUGAUUCAAGAUGCCUUUGUCCAAAAGCUCAAGGGGUCCUUGCAGCUCGUGAUCGAGGGUGACGCGGUCGGUACUCAGGACCUGGACUCGGCCGGUGUCGACUCUCUCAUCGCCGUCGAGAUCCGAGCUUGGUUCUCACAGACCCUCGGCAUCAAUGUCCCUGUGCUCAAGAUUCUGUCGGGCGUUACCGUGGUGGACCUGGUCAGGUUCGCAAUGACCGAAAGGCCCCCUGGCCUGACACCCAAGCUCACGGGCAGCAAUACCGACAAGGACGGAGACUAUGCCGUUCAUCAGUCUCCUGCAUUCUCGACGCGAAUUUGCAAUGUUGCUUCGGGCCUAGAUCGCGACAGCAGCGACGACGAGACCUCGUCCGACAAAACAUCGAGCUCGAACUCUCCCGGCGUGUCCUCCACAGACGACAUCACCAAGUCCAACCUUUCCUUCUCCCCGGCCCUAACGACAUCCGGAGAGCCCGACCAGCCAGACCUCUCUUCGAAACAGUUUCACCAUGAUGGUGCCCGAGAAGCCCAAAAGUCCAGCUUGAGCAACGUCAUCAGGUCCGAGCCUCUCUGCUACGGCCAGGCCAUGUUUUGGUUCACUAAGACGUUUCUAGAUGAUCCCACGACCUUGAAUCACGCUGCGCUGUGUCGCAUCACCGGCCCUCUACGCAUUGACGACCUCAGCCGCGCCGUCCGGGCCGUGGCCAACCGCCACGAGUCUCUCAGAACCUGCUUCAUCCAAGACGUAGACGGGGAACCGCUGCAGGGCAUCAUGGAAGAAUCGUUGAUGGAACUCCAUGUUGAGGAAAUUGGGACUCAGGCUGAAGCUUGGGCAGCUCUGAAUCAAAUGAUGGCACACGUCUACGACCUUGAGCGAGGAAACCUUAUGAAUGUCAAGCUAUUGAAACUCACCGAUGAUCCGAUGACUAGUUUCCUGCUCGUCGGCAGUCACCACAUCAACUUUGAUGGCUUCAGCUCCACUAUUCUCUUGAGACACUACCAGCUCGCGUACGCCGGAAUGCCCUUGCCAUGGGACAUCCUGCAGUACCCUGACCUCGGCCGCCAGCAGGUCAGGGACUUGAAGGAGGGGAAAUGGAAAGAUAAGUUGUCUUUCUGGAAACAGAAGUUCAGCCGUCUUCCUCCGGCCCUGCCCCUUCUUCCCAUGGCUCGGGUUGCUUCGCGCGGUACUCUUGAAAGGUACGAUCACCACCGUCGAGACAUACGCCUUGAUGCCCGGACCUGCUCCAUAGUCAAGGCUUCGUGUCGCCGGCUGAGAUGCACCCCUUUCCACUUCUACCUUGCAGCCUUCCGCUUCCUCUUGACACGACUCUGCGGCAAUGAUGACGACAUCAUGUGUGUCGGCAUUGCAGAGGCUAACCGCAACGGCUCCGAGACCGCAGACUGCCUGGGACCCGUGAUGGGCCUCCUCCCUCUCCUGUUCAAUUCUUCCUCUGGCGUGACAAACUUUGCUCAACUCGUCCGUGAUACGAAGGAGACAACCCUCGAAGCACUGUUCAAUGGUGGCGUCCCGUUCGAGCUGUUACUGCAGGAAUUACAAGUGCCCCGAUCUCGCGACCACAGCCCGCUUUUCCAGGCCUUUGUCGAUUAUCGGAUGGGCACUCAGGAGAAGCUCGCCUUCGAUGACUGUGAGCUUGAGAUGCUGCGCCUCGAGCCGGGUAGGUCGGCCUACGACAUCAGCCUCGACAUCAUCGACAACGGCAACAGCGGUGCGGGGGACUGUUUGGUAUCCGUUAUGGCCCAGAAGUCUUUGUACGACGAGGCGGCCACAGAUCUUCUGGCUUCUUGCUAUUAUCAUCUGGUCCAAGGGCUGUCAACAGAGUCAUCGCGCCCGUUGGAGAAUAUUCAAUACUUCCCGCCCUCGAGCUUGUGCAAGGCGUUGGAGUUCGGCAGUGGCGAGUUAUGCGACUCAGAGUGGAACACAACGCUCCCGGAGAGGAUCAUGUGCAUUGCCAGGAAGUACCCGCACAAGAUUGCCAUCAAGGACGGGAAUGGAAGCGUUCUGUCCUACAAGGCUCUGACAGAGAGAGUCAUUGCCAUCUCCGAGGCUCUUGAACCCCUCGUAAAGUCGCCGCGGCCGACGAUAGUGGUGUAUCAAGAACCGUCCGCCGACUGGGUCUGUUCCAUGAUCUCCAUCAUGAGAAUUGGCGCCAUAUACGUGCCGCUCGACAUGGGCACGCCUGUCUCUCGACUUAGCCAGAUUGUAGAGGAUUGCAAGCCUGAAGUUCUGCUGGUAGGCAGCCAGACAGUCGAGAGCGCCAAGGCGGAGCUGAUGCCAUCCAGCCCAGAGACGGCAGCCAUACUGAACGUGGAGGACAUUCCGUCAAAGGUGUCAUGGAGCGGAGGAAGAAACAUGAACACCAUUGCCGCGCAAAAAAACAAAAUCGAGGAGGGUUACGCUUUGCCCUGCGCCAUCCUCUAUACGAGCGGCUCGACCGGGGUCCCGAAGGGUAUCGUCCUCACGCACGGCAACAUCGCCAAUGAGGUCGAGCAGUCCGCCCGCACCUACGGCUUCGGCCCGGACGACGUGAUCCUCCAGCAGAGCGCUCUGAGCUUCGACAUGUCGGUAACCCAGAUUUUCUCCGCCGUCGCGUUCGGCGGCACGCUGUGCAUGGUCUCGCGGGCGCUGCGCGGCGACGCCGUCGGCAUCACGGCUGUCAUGGUCCGCGAGAACGUCACCUUCACGGGCGCCACCCCGUCCGAGUACACCAUGUGGCUGGCAUACGGCCAUCUCCAUCUCUCGCGCUGCCCCUGGCGCAUUGCAGUGGCCGGUGGCGAGCCGAUCAAGGUCUCGCUGCUCGAGCGGUUCCGGGCUCUAGAUAAUAAGCACCUCCGUUUGUUCAACGCGUACGGCCCAACUGAGGUUACCUGCUCUGCUACCAGGAUGGAGCUUGACUACCUCAACCCCAAAAGCUCGCUUUACGCAGACAUGGUGGUCUCCGCCGGCAGACCGGCACCCAAUAGCUUCGUGUAUCUUGUCGACGAGAAGACCGCAAGUCUCCAGGCCGUCCCCGCCGGGGUCUCGGGAGAGAUUGUCGUUGCCGGCGCCGGCGUUGUCCAGGGGUAUCUCAACCGUAGAGACCUCACAGAGGCCAGAUUUGUCCCAGGCACGUACUUUUCAGACGUGUGCCGUGCCAAGGGAUGGAGCAUGAUGCACCAUCGCACCGGGGACCGCGGCCGGUGGCUGGCGGACGGCACCCUCUUGAUUGAGGGCAGGACCACCGGCCACGAUACCCGGGUCAAGCUCGGCGGUAUACGUAUCGAUCUCGGUGACAUUGAGGCCGUCAUCGCCCACGCCGGCGAGGGACUCAUCGCAGAGACCGCCGUCACGCUGCAUUGCCCCUCGGGCCUCGGCAACGGUAUGUCUGGCAGUGCCGCCGACGAGCAGAGUGGCUUCCUCGUUGCCUAUGUCGUGUUGCAGCCGCACGCGACCUUAGACCUGGAGCGCUUCCGCACUGCCCAAAUUGCACCCAGGCUCCCUCUCCGCAUGGUGCCCGCCGCUAUUUUCCGCGUUGGUCGCCUCCCGAUCACCGUCUCAGGUAAGCUCGAUCGUCGUGCUAUCGCGGAACUGGACAUGACGACUCUGGCCGCCGACAAAACCGGCAACAGCGGCGGCGUGGCGGAUUUCCUUCCGAAUGACGCUGUGAACCCGUCGAGAGACAACGUUAUCCCGACGGCUUUGAGCCCUGAUGAGGCCACGAUGCUUGACCUCUGGACUACGGUUAUUCCCUCCGACCUCAUCCGCAGCGGACGUGUCAGCAUUCUCCCUGGCACCGACUUCUUCCACGUGGGAGGCAACUCGCUGCUCCUCAUCAAGCUGCAAGCGUCCAUCCGCAAGACCUACGGCGUCAAGAUUCCUCUCGUAGAGCUCUUUGAGCACAGUUCGUUAAGGAAGAUGGCCCUCCGAACUCAGGGGGGGAAGAGCAUCGACACGACGUCGUCAUUUGUUGACUGGGAGGCCGAGACGGAAGUGCCCGUCGAAUGGGCAUCAAAAGAGGCAAAAAGGAGCAAGAGCAAAAUGCAUGAAGCGACCGUCGUCCGGCGAGUUGUCAUGACCGGAGCCUCCGGAUUCCUAGGGGCGAAACUGCUCGAAAAACUCGUGGCCGACCAGAACGUUGAGACUGUCUACUGCGUCGCCGUCAGGAACCCGGCGAAACUCAUCGCGGCGACGGCGGCCGCCCAGAGCCCCAAGGUCUCUAUCUUCCCUGGCGACCUGACACAAGGACGACUGGGCCUCUCCGUCGCCGACGUUGAGACCAUCUUUGGCGCCGCGAACGCCGUCCUGCACAACGGCUGCGAUGUCUCGCACAUGCGCUCCUAUACCAGCCUGAAGCCGAUUAAUUAUGACUCUACGCGGGAGAUAGUCCGCCUGGCCAUCCCCCACCGCAUCCCCGUCCACUACGUCUCCAGCGCCGAAGUCGCCAUCUACAGCGGCGAAGCCGAUUUCCCUCCCAGGUCUGCCGCCCCCUUUCCCCCGCACUCCGGCGAUGGCAUCCGUUCUGCGGAUGGGUACACCGCAUGCAAGUGGGCGAGCGAGCGCUUUCUCGAGAAGUCAUGCCGCGUGGUUCCCGAAUUGUGCGUAUCGAUAUACCGCCCGACCAGCAUCGUACGGGGAGCCACCGCCGUCGAUAUCGACGCCGUUCUCGGCGCUGCCUGUAGUGACGGCAACGACGGGGAUAGUCCGGCGCGUGAUCUGUGGCAGGAGCUCUUCUACUUCUCCGCCCGGCUCCGCGCCGUGCCGACGAGCUCCGUGAUCCGCGGCGUGAUCAAUUUUGUCGGUGCCGAGAACGUUGUCAGCGGCAUACUUGACGGCGUGAUGGGUCGCAGUCUUGAUGGGGAUGACACCAAGUCGCUGCAGCGACCGCGUUAUGUGAACUUGGGUGGCUGCGUUGAGAUGCCUACUGAAGAGUGGCAAAAACGGUUAGAAGAACAGAUUGGCGCCGAGGUUGAGGCUAUUUCGUUGGGGGAGUGGGCGGCUAGGGCCAAAGAGGCCGGUUUGAACCCGGUUUUGGCGCAGUUCUUCGCGCAUGUUGAGUCGAUGGGCGGCUUGGUGUUUCCCAAGAUCUUGUCUAGAUGA